CGGUGAAGCAGACGAGGCCUAUCAGGCCCGGAUGCUGGCUUGGAGUACCGAGACAAAGAAACGGGUAGAUGACGCAGCUGCAGCAGCGGAAAAGAAGGCAGAAGAUGCUGAGCAGGCACGUCUGCUGGCGAUUGAACAACAGAACCAGCAUGACGAGGCAGCAGCAAGGGCUGCCGAUGAAGAGAGACACCAACAUCGUGAGAAGAUCUUUACCGGAGAGCAGGCGUUACUUACAAUGGCAGCGGAAUGGCGGACCGAGGCUGAGAAUAGCCAGUUGGAGGAUAGCGCAAACAAGAUAGCGCUCCUCUCGCAUCUCACAGACCUCCUGGCAACCUGCAUUACACUGCAGGAGGAGAUCCACGGUCUUGACAACUCGCUAGCUCACGUCCAAGACCGACUUCAGCGGUUGGAGCAGCGACCAGUCAACGUCGCCGACAACCGCCUCAACACAUUGGAGAUGGACGUCGGCUCACUCAAGGAUGGCGUGCAAUUACAGCAGACCGCGACGCAACAGUUGCAACAGCGGAUCUGCACUACCGCCAACAUCUCGAGUUCGGAACCGCGCGAGACAGCUCCAAAGUUCGAUGGGCAGGAAAUCUUCUGCGACUCAAUGAAGAUAGAUCCGUACGGAGUGGUAGCCAACGACUUGCACACGAAGAUCAAUUGGGAUGAUUUGAAGGCGGCGUGGCACAAGCGGUUCAAGGUGGAGCCGUCGGAGAUCAAAACCAUGGACAAGCUCAUGGUCUUCGAGCAAGGCACGCUGCCGAGUACGGACUGGAUUGCCGAGUACCAACGCUUGACAUCAGUCCCAGACAUCCAGAUGGGCUUCAAGGCCAUCCGCCACUACUUCAUCUCAAGGUCAUGUCCGACAUUAAGCAAUGCCCUCACGCAUGUUGAGGACACCUUGACGACGACGGCGGAAUUGUUUGACAAGGCCGCGCAGAUCAUCAUCACGAACAAGGAGGCCAAGAACUUCCGUUCAUCUGCGUUAGGCCCGAGCAAGGACCAGCAUCGGCCAAGAGUGGCCGUGGUCGCAGCGGCAACGCCUUUUGACCAAUGCAGCCAGGUUGUGUCUGCCAGUGAAGGGGACAGACUCGCAGCCGCCCCGGCAGAGGCCGAGGACGCGGCAAGACGAAGAUACACACCGCAUCUAGCCCCAGGCCCGGUGCAGCAGCUCAGGCAGGCCCAUGACGCAGGUCUGCCCAUUGAAAGGCAAGGGCAAACAGGGAAACUGAGCACCGCCGAGAUGACACUCUCGACGCCUUCGGAACUGGUUUCUUCGCGAGUAACCGGCCUUCAUUCCGAGGCGCACGCGGAAGUCGAUAGUCCUCCUCUUCUACUUUCUUUUGAGGACUAUGCUGCCCGGCUCGUUCCUACGCUGGGUACUCGAGCUCAAGGACAAGGAGUGUGUGUGGUUUCUUCUUCGUCCGGCAACGGCGACAUAUCGUCUUCAAGUCGUUCAUCACGGGAUUCGACGUGCGAGUUCAACAUAGAGGUAUUGGACCCGCUCACGUCCGAGGACUUUGCAUGGCUUCCUCUCCCGACCACAGGCCACUUGCCGGGACCGCAAUGCGCAGCACUGAGCGCACAUCUCCACACUUACUUAUCCUUCUAUGCACCACCAACUUCGUCGAGGAAUGACGAAGUUGCGGUGAGGGACAUCCUGGCAUAUACUACCAAGGUGGCCCACGAGUUUCGCAUGCAGCGGUACGAUGACAACAACACACCGCUCAUGUACGUCCGCAUUCAGGUUGGGCAAGCGUCCUGCAACGCUUUGCUGGAUAGCGGCGCGUCUCGCAAUUUCAUGAGUCAAUCCUUUAUGCAAAGGGCUGGCCUUGGCACACAAGUUCGGAGGAAGGCAAACCCGACGACGAUCAAGUUGGCGGAUGGAAAGACGCAACAACUUCUCGACCGUUACAUGAAGGCCGUACCGGUCUACUUCGCACCUCAUGCGUGCGAACCGGUGACAUUCAAUAUUCUCGACACAAACUUCGACACCAUUCUGGGAAUGCCUUGGCUUGCAAGUGCGGAUCACACGGUCAACUUCCAUCGACGGACUCUUAGCGUUCGUGACGCCUUUGGCGUGGAAGUGGCGUGUACUAUUCCUCUACCGCACACUUCGAUCCGGUGCCAAGUGGUGACGGCCAAAUCAUUCCGGGCAACUUGCGCUUACGAGCAGCUCGAGGAGAUCGGCCUAUGUUUCCUACGAACCGUCGCGGUAGCCGACUCUUCACCCACGGACUUGUCUUCGGACCCCCGUGUGGUGCGGUUGCUGGAUGAGUUCGUCGAUAUCUUCGAGUCACCUAUCGGUGUGAUGCCGGAUCGGUCGAUCUCUCACGAGAUCAUUCUUGAGGCCGAUGUCGUGCCGCCGACAGGUUGCAUCUAUCAGAUGAGCGAGGAGGAGCUUGAGGUCCUCCGCGCACAACUCGACGAUUUAUUGGCCAAGGGCUGGAUCCGCCCUAGUAGCUCCCCAUAUGGAGCACCAGUUCUCUUCGUCARGAAGAAGAACAAGGAUCUACGACUGUGUAUCGACUAUCGCAAGCUCAACGCGCAAACCGUCAAGAAUGCGGGGCCUCUUCCCCGCAUCGACGAUCUUCUUGAGCGACUGGGCGGCGCAAAAUAUUUUUCUAAAUUGGAUUUGAAAUCGGGAUAUCAUCAAAUCUCGAUCCAGCCGAACGAUCGCCACAAAACCGCGUUCAAGACGCGGUACGGGCAUUUUAAGUGGGUGGUCAUGCCUUUUGGCCUCACCAACGCCCCGGCGACGUUCCAGGCGGCAAUGACCAAUGAAUUCCGUGCAAUGUUGGACCGGUUCGUGCUGGUCUACUUAGACGAUAUUCUCGUCUAUAGCCGGUCAUUGGAGGAUCAUCUUGGGCAUCUUCGACGAGUGUUGGAGACGCUCCGUCGCGCCAAGUACAAGGCCAACCGCGACAAGUGUGAAUUUGUCUGGCAGGAGCUGGAAUACUUGGGCCAUUUUGUCACACCGGUGGGCAUCAGUCAGCUAUCGGACAAUAUUCAGGCCGUCCAGGAGUGGCCGGAGCCUCGGAACGUCAAGGAUGUCCGCUCGUUCCUCGGUCUUACUGACUACUAUCAGCGCUUCAUCAGAGGCUACUCCAAGAUCGCGACCCACUUGAACAAGCUUCAAUGCGAGGAUCGGUCGUUUGACUUCGGAGAGGAGGCGGGGGGAUCAUUCUUCGCUCUCAAAGUCGCGCUAUUGUCUGUGGAGGUCUUGCGGAUAAACGACCAGCUCUCGCCUACGCGCGUCACUACGGAUGCGUCAGGCUAUGGCAUUGGUGCAGUCCUCGAGCAACAUGAUGGUGUGGACUGGCACCCGGUCGAAUACUUCAGCAAGAAAGUGCCCAUCGUGCAUUCCAUCGACGAUGCACGCAAGAAGGAGCUCCUUGCCUUCGUCCACGCGCUCAAGAGGUAGCGGCACUUCCUCCUUGGUCGAAGCCAAUUUCGC
Chara braunii is the source of this 3460-nucleotide messenger RNA. Lineage: Eukaryota; Viridiplantae; Streptophyta; Charophyceae; Charales; Characeae. The record is from the annotation of a GenBank genome assembly.